GUACUGACUCUACUCAAAUCAAUUCAGCCGUCUUCCAUGGUUUCUUCGUUACUUGCUCUUUUCCAUCGUUGUUAUUUUUUGGGUUUUCUCGAUCGAUCCCUUCUCUUUGAAUUGGUGAUACCCUCAUGAUUCUUUCUUCCAAUAUGUUCGGAAUUGGGGUCCGAUUCGUCCCAACGGAUGCAGAGCUUAUCUACCAUCUCCGCAACAAGAUCUCCAACCCAGAUUACUGUCAUCCGUCGAUCGUUGUGGCGGACGUAUACAAGCAAGCACCGUGGUGUCUGCCUUGGGAUCCGGCCAAGAACCGAUUCUUUCUUGCCAAUGAGCGGUAUUAUUUCGUUAAAAGAAUGGGCACGGGGAAGAGGGCAAAACGCACCCUGGAUCUUGGAGGAGAUGUAGAAGGUGCGACAUGGAAACCCAACCAAAAAGCAACGCCGAUACUAGAUGAGGGAACCGGUGCUACGAUCGGUUAUGUAACGUCUCUGACUUUGAUCUUCAAGAACAAAGGGAAGGGCGAUUGGAUAAUGCAUGAGUACAUGAUUGACAAUGAAAAGAGUGUUCCGGAGUACUGGAUUCUGUGUCGGGUAAAGUAUACCGGAAAAGGCUCAUUAUUCAUGGCUUCUACUUCGACUUCCACUGCAACUGAUGCUCUGCCUCAGACGCCGGAAUCCAUCGUGAUAAGCGAAGGUCCUGAUUCGCUACCGCCGUUUAAGAGACGGAGGAAUGUUGAAUUGGUUCAAGAACCACCAAAUCCGGUGCAAGAAACGCGGGGUUUGGAGGAUAUCGAGGGUUAUACCGGUGAAGGGUCAUUAUUCAUGGCUUCUACUUCGACAUCGACUGUACCUGAUUCUCUGCCUCAGACGCCGCAAUCCGUCGUGGUAAGCGAAGGUCCUGAUUUGCUACCCCCGUUAAAGAGACAGAGGACAGUCGAAUUGGUUCAAGACCCAACAACUCUGGUACAAUUAGAAACAGGGGGUUUGAAGGAUAUGGAGGGUUCGUUUGUUGAGGGAGAAGGUGCAGAUGAUACUGAACUCUGUGUCGACGAACUAGAAAGGAUGUUAAAGCAAUCAGAUCAAGAGGAAGAUGGUUUGGCGGUGGAGAGUCUGGUAGAUCAACUGGAACAGCCUUUAGAGGUGUCAGGAGAAGGAGAUCAUCAGGGUCUGGUUGAAGAAAACAUGUGGGAAAACCUCAACUUGGUGGAUGAUCAGCAGGGUCUGGUUGAAGAAAACUUCUGGGACAACCUCAACUUGGUGGAUGAUCAAGCUUUUAGUGAUGAAGAUUAGUUCGUGUCACUGAGCUAUUCUGAACUUAAUGAUCAAUGUGUUUAAACCAGGUAUUGGUGGUGGAGGGCUGAAUUUAGAAUGUAAUUGAAGUUCAGUUGAGAAGACAUUAAUUGAUAGAACCUGAAUUUGGGAAGUACAUAUAUGUGAUUCAUUCAAGUGUUCACUGAAAGCAUUGCCAGAAUUAGGAAUGUAAUUGAAAGUUUCUAUCAUAGCUAGGCUAGCUAGAGAUAAAACCCCUUUAUAGGU
Molecule: messenger RNA, 1526 nt
Organism: Rubroshorea leprosula
Lineage: Eukaryota; Viridiplantae; Streptophyta; Magnoliopsida; Malvales; Dipterocarpaceae
Source: the annotation of a GenBank genome assembly